AUGCUCCACUGGACAGCCGGAGUAACGUGCUCAGACCGUAUAAGCGAUGACGCCAUCAGGGAGCGAUUCGGUGUAGCACCCAUUGCCGAUAAAAUUCGCGAAGCCCGUCUUCGAUGCUAUGGUCAUUUUCUUCACGCAAAGAACGACAGUGUCCGAAAGAUCUGUCUCAGCCUUGACGUGUCCGGAAAGCGGCAUAUGAUCAAGCGUUCAACCGGGAGAAGUGGAGUCAACAUAUGA
This is a messenger RNA of Haemonchus placei, 237 nucleotides long. The record is from the annotation of a GenBank genome assembly. NCBI's taxonomy places the organism in Eukaryota, Metazoa, Nematoda, Chromadorea, Rhabditida, Trichostrongylidae.